UCACCCCCGUCUUUGCUCCGCCCUCCUGGCUCGAAGGCACAGCCAAGGUAACAGGUUUUCCUGCUGGAACUGGCACUGGAGUAAGGAGCCUGUGUUUAGAAGGUGUGAAAUCAGAAGGCGGAGAACAUUAUUCCUCCUACUACUGCUGGUUCGUAGCCGGAUAAUUCCAAUUUAUGCUCCAAUUCUCUUAUCUCAAGUGCAAAGGAGAUAAGGUUUUAUUUUCUCAGGAAAAGGCAAAAAAAAAAAAAAAAAAAAAAAAGUGGUAGGCAGUGGCAUUUCCUGUCAUGGAGCCCAACGGCCAGAGGAACUCUCAGAUGGCGCCCACAUUCUUCAGCAGUAAGGAGGGUACAGAGAAAGACAAGCAUUUGUUGAUCGAAGCUGUUCAGAGGAAAGAUGUUAAGCUGGUCCAGCAAUUGCUGGAAAGAGGGACUGAUGUCAACUUCCAGGAAGAGGAAGGGGGCUGGACCCCCCUCCACAAUGCUGUCCAGCAAAACAGGGAGGACAUUGUGGAGCUGCUUCUGGAUCACGGUGCUGACCCUCAUCUGAGGAAGAAGAACGGGGCCACCCCCUUCAUCAUUGCAGGGAUUGUGGGAAAUGUGCAACUGCUCAGACUCUUCCUUUCGAAAGGAGCAGAUGUCAAUGAGUGUGAUUUUAAUGGCUUCACAGCUUUCAUGGAAGCUGCUGCGUACAAUAAGGUUGACGCCUUAAGAUUCCUUCAUGAGAGAGGAGCAAAGGUGAAUUUGGGUCGAAAACCAAAAAUGGACCAAGAGAAGCUCGGGAAGGGAGGUGCUACAGCUCUCAUGGAUGCUGCUGAGAAAGGCCACAUAGUUGUCUUAAAGAUUCUUCUUGACGAGAUGGGGGCAGAUGUCAAUGCUCGUGACAACAUGGGCCAGAAUGCCUUGAUCCAUGCUCUGCAGAGCUGUAAUGACAGGGAUGUGGAGAAUGUUAUUCACCUGCUGCUGGACCACGGGGCUGAUGUCAGUGGGAGGGGAGAAAGAGGGAAGACGUCCCUGAUCCUAGCAGUGGAAAAGAAGCACUUGGGUUUGGUGCAGAUGCUUCUGGAACAAGAGGGCAUAGAGAUUAAUGACAAAGACAGCGAGGGGAAAACAGCUCUGCGGAUUGCUGUUGAAUAUGAACUGAAGGACAUUGUCCAGUUGCUGUGCGAGAGCGGGGCCAGCGUGGAUUGUGGGGACCUUGUGAUGAUCGCAAGGCGGAAAUACAACAGUUGCCUUGAGGACAUUCUUCUCACGCACGGAGCCAAAGGACAUUCUAACCCUAUUGCAGAAGACUGGACACCUCAGAGUUCAUGUUGGGGGGCAGCUCUGAAAAAACUCCAUAAAGCACACUGCCCUGUGAUCGGCAAACUCAGGAUCUUUAUUAAUGAAGAAUAUAAAAUUGCUGACACUUCUGAAGGCGGCAUCUACUUAGGGUUCUAUGAGGAGAAAGAGGUGGCUGUGAAGCGAUUUCGUGAAAACAGUGUGUGUGCACAGCAGGAGAUCUCCUGCCUGCAAAGCAGCCGAGAGAACAGCCACUUGGUGACACUCUAUGGGACGGAGAGCCACAAGGGCUGUGUCUAUGUGUGCCUCACCCUCUGUGAGCAGACGCUAAGAGAGCAUUUGGAUAUGCACGGAGGGGAAGCUGUGGAAUGUGGAGAAGAUAAGUUUACCCGAGAUAUCCUAUUAUCUAUAUUUAGGGCUGUUCAAGAACUACACCUGUCAUGUGGGUACACUCACCAGGAUCUGCAGCCACAGAACAUCUUAAUAUAUUCUAAGAAUGCUGUUCGCCUGGCAGACUUCGAUAAAAGUAUCAAGUGGGCUGGAGAUCCACAAGAAAUCAGGAAGGAUCUAGAGGCCCUUGGACGGCUAGUCCUGUAUGUAGUAAAAAGGGGAAAGAUCCCUUUUGAGACGCUGGAGACUCAAGGUGAUGAAGAGUUGGUUCAACUUUCUCCAGAUGAAGAAAGCAAGGACCUCAUCUAUCACCUGUUCCACCCUGGGGAGAAUGUGAAGGACUAUCUGAGUGACCUUCUGGAGCAUCCCUUCUUUUGGACUUGGGAGAGCCGCUAUAGAACCCUCCGGAAUGUGGGAAAUGAAUCUGACAUUAAAAAGCUAAAACCUAAAAGCAAGAUCCUUGAACUACUAAAUCCUGGGCCAUCUGAUUGUUCAAGAAGUUUUUCCCAGUGGACUAAGGAGAUUGAUGAAUAUGUUAUGAAAAAAAUGAAUAAAUUCUAUGAAAAAAAUCGUAAUUUUUACAAGGACACUGUGGGUGAUUUGCUAAAGUUCAUCCGUAAUAUAGGAGAACACAUAGAUGAAGACAAGAAUAAAGACCUAAAGUCAAAAAUUGGAGAUCCUUCCUGUUAUUUUCAGAAGAAAUUUCCAGAUCUGGUGAUCUACGUCUAUACAAAAUUACAGGACACAGAAUAUAAAAAGCAUUUCCCCAACACCCACCAUCCAGACCAGCCUCAGUGUGACAGAGGAGGCAGGACCAGUGGGCUGGCCAGCCCUGCGUGCUGACCAGCUGAGUCAAGUUCAGGAAGUCAUUUAUUCAUUGUUUAGUCCUGGGAAGGUUGCAACUCUCUGGGCCUCUUAACUAACCCAGGUACUUGUGAAGUUGACUUGGAUAAUGGAUGUGUCCAUUCCUGGUGCAGUGCAUUUCGUAUCUUUGUAACAAAAGCAUUAUCUGCCUAAACUACACUAGUCCAUUUUUCUGGGUUAAGUUUAUCAGCAGCAACUGGGAGGUCAGUCUGCUAAGAUGCCUCUUGUGAUUUGUACCAAAGGAGUGAGUACGACGCCUGAUGCUGUAUGUUUUUAUAAUUUCACUUCAUUUUCCAGUGGCAUUACAAAAUAGGGUUUAGUAACCCCAUUUAAGAACUGAACAAUCUAAAAAAAUUGAAAUCCGAGACUUUCAAAAAAAAUUGAAAUAGGUACUUGUAUGCCAAUAUUCAGCAAUUGUCACAAUAAGCCAAAAGGUUGGAACAGCCAGAAUCCAUCAUCCAUCAAUGAAUACACACACACACACACACACACACACACACACACACAUAAUGAAUGAACCUUGAAAACAUACUAAGCGAAAUGAACCGAAUAUGAAAGGAAAAAUAUUGUAUGAUCUCACUUACAGGAGGCAGCUAAAAUAAACAAGUUCAUGGAGACAGGGUUACCAGAGGCUAGGAGGAGGAAGAAAAUGAAGAGUUAUUAUUUAAUGAGUGCAGAGUUUCUGUUUGGGAUUUUUAAAAAUCUGGAAAUGGAUAAUGGUGAUGGUCACACCACAUUGUAAAUGUACUUAAUGCCACUAAAAUGUACAUGUAAAAUAGUCAAAAUGCUCAUUUUUAUGUUGUGUGCAUUUUACCACCAAAAACAAAACAAAACAAAACAAAAAGGAGCAACCUGAAACUCAAUGUUUUGGCUACUUGCCUGACCUCAUAUACUCUGCUUAGAGCACUGUGUAAAUGGAUAUGGGGUUAUUGUGACCUUUCCCUUAGGUACCUUAGAGCUUACCCCAAAGCUCUUCUGGUGAGACCCCCAAAGAAAUAUGCCAGAUGGGCUCCCAGAAGCAUUUAAUAUUUGUUGAGCACCAGUUUAAUUCUAGGUAACAGUUGCAUAAAUGCUACUCUUUCUAGAACCACCUGCACUGGUUUUCGUGAUCUUAAGGCAGUAGUUCUUAACUGGGGACCACUUUGCCCCUCAGGGGACAUUUGGUAACAUCUGGAGAUGUUCUUAGUGUCACAGCUGGGGCAACGAUGCUAUUGGCAUUUAGUGGGUGGAGACUGUGAAUGCUGCCAAGUACUCUACAAUGCAGGGUACAGCCCCCACAACACAGAAUAUCUGAUCAAAAUACCAGAGGAGCUGAGGAUAGGAAAACCUGCCUUAAGGGACUGGGACAAUUUUGACUUGACUGUGGAGGGUGUGGGCCACUUCACAGAAGAGUGAGCUGAAUUUGUUUUCUUGCCAGUUGGAUCUGCAGUGAGGUAGUCCUGGUGUUAGCGCCUCAGGCAGUCCUUCAGACACCCUCACCUGCCACUCCCCAUUCUGGGUGGCUUUUUUUGACUCUAGCACCCAUAACCUCAUCAGGCCACACCUCUU
Tupaia belangeri chinensis (Chinese tree shrew) is the source of this 4079-nucleotide messenger RNA. RefSeq names its product ribonuclease L (gene RNASEL). Lineage: Eukaryota; Metazoa; Chordata; Mammalia; Scandentia; Tupaiidae. Gene Ontology annotation, molecular function: RNA binding; RNA nuclease activity; protein binding. Gene Ontology annotation, biological process: defense response to virus; negative regulation of viral genome replication; mRNA processing. Bases 285 to 2510 code for a protein of 741 amino acids. The record is from RefSeq and is a predicted model, not a curated record. The transcript is spliced from 7 exons.